Ostrinia nubilalis (European corn borer) is the source of this 4186-nucleotide messenger RNA. RefSeq lists its product as uncharacterized. The transcript has 4 exons. The coding region runs from base 438 to 1607 and encodes 389 amino acids. The record is from RefSeq and is a predicted model, not a curated record. Lineage: Eukaryota; Metazoa; Arthropoda; Insecta; Lepidoptera; Crambidae.
UUGCGCGUGAACUUUACCGACCGCGAUACCGAAUUUGCACCUCAGCUGGAAUGAAAAACGGAGCGCAACUGGAGAAGAAGCACCAAUGAAUUGGAGACGUUAAAAAUUAGCGCAAUCGAGGCCCUGGGCAGUAUGAUUCUUCGGAUUCUCUCAAGUAGUCCAUAUGUAUGAAGUCCCAUCCCACUUGUCCCAUUUUGUAACUCGUCUCACUUGACUUGAAAUUUGAAAAUGGCACAAAUCAAGUUGGCCUCCACAUGUAUUGCCAACAUCAAAAAAGAAGAAGAAGAAGUAUCUUUGGUUCCAACUGACACUGUUGACAUGUGACACAAUGUGACAUAAAUUAAAAAAAUUGUCUGUGAUUAAUCACUCACACGGACGAAAAAUUCUGAUUGGAAAGUUGAGCGAGAAAUUAAAUAUUAAUUAGUUGUUAUUUGAAAAUGAGUGAAAUAGAUGCACAUAGUAAAUUGCCAGAAGCAAAUGAAGCCAAUGGUAAUGUAAAUCGUGACAAGACACGACAUGGUUGGGUGAAAUUUGACGAGGAAACGGGGCAAACAAGCAAUCCCCUAGGAGGUGAAACACAAGUUGAUGUAGAAGAAACCGAUGUCGCAGCUACCACUUCCACUAAAUGUGCUACCCAACCUCCAGCAGUCUUGACCACAGAGACUGUGCACGUAAACUUAGAACGUGGAGACAGAAACACGGAAACUGCAACGCAGGGUACUUUGUCGAAAAACGUAGAGUUCGUUAACAUACGUCAUGGUUUUACCAAUGGUGACAUAAUAGUAACACUUUUACCUGUUAACUCAAAAUGGCCCUGGAUAACUGCUGCCCAUUUCCGUCCUGAGUUGGUACCUGAAGAAUUGAUGGCUCAAGGGCUCACUCUAACCGUAGAAGAAUAUGUCCAUGCUAUGGAGUUACUAGUGAAUGAUGCCCGUUUUACCCUAUACAAUAUAUGCUACAAGCGAGUCCUUAUGUGUUGGAUCAGCCUUGCAUUUCUUGUACUCUUAGCUCUAUUGUUCUCAGGUCUAACAGGUUUAACUUUAUUUUCCCUUGGAGUAUUAUGGUUAAUACUUAAUGCAGCUGCCAUAUUUUUAUGUAUGUGGAUCAAGUUACGACUUUCAAAGGGCCUAGAACAAUGUUUAUCAAGUGUUAAUAAGUUGCUCAACAAACACAAACUUAUUCUUACUUUGGAUGAUAGAGGUAAAAUAUCAUGUCACAAAGUUAAUCUUUGCUUUAUAUAUUUUGAUUCUGGGCCUUGUAUUGCUCAUAUACAGCAAUUUAUUGAGAGUGAAGAGGGUAAGACUAUAAUGCAAGGCUGGGAGCAAAGGCUUGAUGUUUCUGCUAAUGAUAUAGUUAUACAAGGAAGUCAAUCCACAAGGCUAUCAAGAAGACAGGAACGGGGUGAGCUUCUAUAUUUUCGGUACAUCGGUCGAUGGGGUGCGUACGCCGUCAAAAACAGGUUGAAUCUCAGCAGCACUGUUCCAGGGCGUCACGGCGAAAAGUACGUAUGUCCGUGCCAAUUUAUAGAAGAACAUCUGCAAACUAAACCACCAGCCGGUAUUGCAAAAUUCUUUUCUCUCCCCAAUCAAAGUAUUCAGUUGUAUUAAAGUUGUGAAGAUAUUUUACAUAUACAUAUUAUGUAUUAUAAUAAAACAAUUUUGUAUAUCCGUCCAAUAUUUAGUAUUUUAGAGAUUUUUUAAAAAAUAUUUUAAAUUAUCAAACUGAAGUAACUAGCUGAAAUUAAACUAUUUUCAGCCAGUCAAAGUAUUCAGUAGUUGUUAGCUGUUAAGAAUAUUUACCAGUUACAUUUGUACAUAGUAUGUAUAAAAUGAAUUGUAUAAUUCCGUCCAUAAAAACUUACAUUAUGAAUGAAUUUAGAAUAAGACUAUAAAAUUUCCAUUAUAAGAAUUCAACUAUGAAUGUAAGUAUUGAUUUAACAUAUAUUUAUUUUAACAUAUUUAUUAUGAAACUGCUGUUAAAAAUGUCGCAAUUAGUCUACCCUAUAGAUUUUAGUAAUAUUGCAUUAAAUACGGACGUACGAUUAACGACGUUGACACGAAACCUGCUUAGCCUUAGUAUUGCAAUAUAAUCUAUUUUUGUUGAGGUACAAUCGUGUCAUCACUGUGACAGAUCAGUCUCAGUUUUAUACAUUUUAUACAAUGUAUACAGGUGGUCCUUAAGUUAGCGUCUUAGGCCCAGCUACCUCCGGUGUCAUUGAUUACACUGACACCGGAGGUAGCUGGGCCUAAGACGCAUCGUACACAAGACUAAAGUCUUGAUUUUCUCGUAAGCUGACGUCGGUGACCGACAUGUCUGCGGCGCGUACGAACAUACACCAGUAACUACUAUGUAACUAACGACAGCGUUGCUUCAUUGAACUAAUUAAUAUUCAACGCGCCGCCAACGUCGGUCACUCACGACGUCAGCCUAAAUGGAAAUCAAGCCUAAUAUUUACGUAGUAACUAUUAGGUAAUCUGUGCUGUGCUGUGAAAACUUUGAUAUUUUGAAAUUUUAGCGAUUUUUUAAAAUGGACUUAAAGAUUUGUUCAAUGCUUUUUAGGCCCUCUGCUACUUUUGGGACAUCGUGUAUAGUUUAGUUGCAAAAUUACUAAAAUCUAUUGGCGCGGACUAAUACUUAAAUUGUGUUGAAAAUAAAAAUAAAUUAUAUCCCGUCGAAACGCCAGUGCUAGCAAAGUGCGAAGUUCUCAUUCAAUUAUUUAUCAAUUAUGGCAAUUACUAUUAUGUACUGACUGAUAUUCCUUACUAAUAAAAUUGUUUUUUUACUGAAUUGAUUUGUAAGAGAAGACAGAAGGCAUGACGCCAUUAUUAGAGAAUCACACAAUAUUUCCUUAAUAAUUGUAUGUAACUAGACUACCUAUUAGGAAAUUAAUUGGAAACAUAAACUCUACCUAAUUAAUUAUCCUUUGGAAGCACUGGCUGACUUCGAUGUACACAAUAUAGCUAACGUGCUUACCUACAUGUCAUGUGUGAAAUAUUUGCUCAUAAUUUUACAUGGGUGUAGUAAAAUUAACCGUGUACUUAGUACUUAAAAGACUUUUAAAAAAACAAAGAUUUUAUUUAUUGCAUGUUUUGAGAGUUAUUAAUUAUUGCAAUAGUAGAUAUAAUAGAUUAAAACUUAUAAGUAGUUUCAUAUUUAUAUGAUGAAAGUGGCCAUAUUUAUGGUAUGACUAGACUUAAUUAAUGUUUAUUGAAAUGUUUUAUAUUAAUUUAUUUUCUGUACAAGCAUACAUAUUAUUAUUUGAUUUAAGAACAUAUUUUAUGGUUGGUACAUAAUAAUAUAACGAAAUUCUGUCAAACAAUUGAAGUAGGUUUAUUUUCACUUGGCAUUUACAAUGUUUUAUUUCUACUAAUAUUUAAGUCUGUAUAUUUUAUGAAUUCAACACUUUUAAUAUGCUAUUAAAUAGAUGCUAUCAUAUUAUUAUUAUAUCACCAAAUUUUUUUUAUUGGCAAAGUGAAAUUAAACCUAUUCGAUCUCUUGAUAGAUACACAAUACUUUGUAAGGAAAUGUAUAAUUAGGAUAAGACAUCAUUAAUGAAUCAUUUUAUGAAAUCCUUUUACGUUCAUCUUAUUCUCAAUUAUGUAUACAGCUAUUAUUUGAGUACUAAUAAUGAAACUCUUUAUAUGUUUUUACAACUCUGGGAAAAGGUAGAUACCUCAACUUGUUUCAAGCAAACUUUAUAUGUUCUACAUGCUAUGUACGUUCGCAAUUAUAUCAGAAAGUAUAUGAGGAAAAUUGGUGAAGUGCAUUUUACAGAUUUUUAAAUAUUUUAGAGAAAUAUAAUCUGGCUGUUUUUACACCCUGUAUCUACGUUAGUUUAUAUGCAGUUGUAUCUGUAUAUGGCCUUAAGACGGCCAUACUAAUAAAGGGAAUCCGAAUAUUAAUGUCUGUACAAUACAAAACAUGCAAUGAAAUGAAUUAGCUCGAAAAAAUGUGCCUUGUGAAUUUUAGAUCUUCUAGAGAUAUUACACUUUCACACUUACUUUAAUAUUAUUGAAAGUAAUCCAGUAUUUAUAGUUGGUAUCAUUAUGCAAGGAAAUAAUUUCCAUAUAGUAUCUACUUGAAAUUGCUUUUUUUAACAUUCAUAGGCAGAAAACGCACUCAUUUUAUUAUCAUGAAACAUUAAAUUGUAUGUGUAUUGUGUACACACGGACACACUAUUAACUAU